AUGUUUACCGAAAUGAGCAAAAGUCUUUUCCUUCUCUUUAAUAUUUCUUUCUUUCUUUCUUUCUUUCUUUCUUUCUUUCUUUCUUUCCUCACCUAUCCCACCAAUAGACGGGCUCUGAGUCGAUCGAAGAAACACGUCCCCCCACAACAGCAGUGUUUCCCCACGUUUAAAAGGGCCAAAGAAGGGAGGGCCAGGAAAGUAUUGGGGUUUGCCAAGGUGCUGGAGAUUUCCCUGACUCUGAAUUUCUUCCCGCUGGCAACCGGUGGGCUUUACAAGAAGGACGGGAUCAAGAUAUUCGCCACCAAUGCCAUCGAUAAGUUCGUUUCAGCACACUUAGGAGCAGUGGGGGCCACUUUUUACCCCCCUUUCUUUCUAUUAGCCAAUUGUUUGUUACUGGACGACCAACAACCACCGUUGUUCUUCAAGCCCCAAACCCUCCAGCUUUCACUCCACUCCCCCACCCCACGCUCAGUUCUCCCUCUUGCCUCAAGUUCUGUCUUCUGCUGCACUGGUCUACCCCAUCUCCUCGUCGAACAUUGUCGCUGUCGUCUUCGUCCACGUCAGCUGGAUUGCCUUUUUUCAUUCCUUCCUUAUUCUAUUCACUUUUCUCUUUUACUUUCUUUCUUUCUUUAUUUUAUCGCUCAUUUUUCUUCCUUUUUCACCAUUUUUUCUUGCGCUCUUCCUUUCUUUCUUUUUUGUGUUUUACCUUUCUUCUUUGACUUUUUCCAUCUUUACUGUUUGCUUCUUGCUUUUAUUAUUUUCUCUCACUUUUUCUUUUUCCCUCUUUCUUUCUUUUUUCAUUCUUUCUUUCCUUUCGUCCUUUUUCCUUCUGUCUCCCAAUUCCUUCUUUAUAUCUGCACUCACUCAAUUUCUUUUCUUUCUCUUUUUUGCUUUUGCGAUUUUCUUUCAUUCGUUGCUUUACAUUUCAUUCUUCCCCAUUCUUUCUAUAAUGUGUGUUUCUUUUCCUUCCGUUAUUUUUCUUCUUCACUUUUAUUUGUUUUUCUUUGUUUAAUUUCUUCAUUUUUGUCUCUUCUUUUUCCUUAUUUCGUUUUUUCUUCUUUCUUUCUUUUAUAUUUAUUUAUUUUCAUUUCAUUCCGUUUUUCUUCUCAUUAA
This is a messenger RNA of Acanthosepion pharaonis, 1113 nucleotides long. The record is from the annotation of a GenBank genome assembly. Lineage: Eukaryota; Metazoa; Mollusca; Cephalopoda; Sepiida; Sepiidae.